Molecule: messenger RNA, 537 nt
Organism: Juglans microcarpa x Juglans regia
Lineage: Eukaryota; Viridiplantae; Streptophyta; Magnoliopsida; Fagales; Juglandaceae
Product: ATP synthase subunit epsilon, mitochondrial
Exons: 2
Coding region: 59-271 (70 amino acids)
Biological process (GO): proton motive force-driven mitochondrial ATP synthesis
Cellular component (GO): mitochondrial inner membrane
Molecular function (GO): proton-transporting ATP synthase activity, rotational mechanism
Source: RefSeq, a predicted model, not a curated record
UAAACAGUAAGAUAAAACUACGGGAAACAAAGACGCAGAGUACACCGAGAACCGGAAAAUGGCGUCGAACGCAGCAGCACCUUUUUGGAGAGCAGCGGGAAUGACGUACAUAACAUACUCCAACAUAUGCGCGAAUCUGGUGAGGAACUGCCUCAAGGAGCCAUACAAAACGGAAGCACUCACUCGCGAGAAGGUCCAUUUCUCCGUUUCCAAGUGGACCGACGGAAAGCCCCAGAAACCAACUGUCCGUUCAGACACAGCAGAAGAUUGAGUUCCGGAUGCUACAGUUGUCAUCACAUGUUUCUGAAGGUUAAAAGUUAUUACGUAGAAGUUUUCUUCUGCUUUGUAGUUCAUAGACUAUGAUUGUUUUGGUUCUGUUAUGCUCAAACAUUCCGAGCAUGGAUUGGAUUUUGGGUUUGCAUGUAUUGCACCUGUAAUAAUGUUGUCAUACCUGGAAAUCUAACAUCUUGGAAAGUAACCCUUGCCAUAAUGUGAUGUCAGACUUUUUCAACGGCUAAAAAAGUUCGCAUUUCGACU